AUUUAGAUUGGGCAUUUUGCAAAAGUAGUGAAAAAUUAAUUUCAAUUUCAUGAUUCGAUAUAUUGAGUGGAAUAAUAAUUCAAUUAUACUUCGUGAUUAUAUCACAUUGUUUACAAAAAAAAAUGUUGGUAUUAGUAUUAUAAAAUUAUUAACACUGAUUGUGUUGGUAAUUCGUUUCGUUUGGCUGCUGCGCAUGCGUGGAGUGGAUGCGUGCGUUGCGUUUGAUGUUUUUAUUUUGGAGUUUGGACGCUUGUGUCUAGAUAUUUAAAAUGAGAUUGUUUAAUUUAAACAAUUAACCUAGUGCUUUUCAAAAUCAUUCAACUGUGCUAUCGGUAUUCAAAUAAUACAUUCAAACUCCAGCAGCAAGGAUUUCAGUAUUCUAUUUUACCAGAUUGAACAAUGCCGAAGUAUUAUUGCGACUACUGUGACACGUAUCUUACCCAUGACUCGCCAUCAGUCCGCAAGACACAUUGCCAAGGCAGAAAGCACAAGGACAACGUCAAGUUCUAUUAUCAGAAAUGGAUGGAGGAGCAAGCUCAGCAUCUAAUCGACGCGACCACGGCCGCAUUCAAGGCUGGCAAAAUCCCAACAAACCCCUUCGCUAGUGCUAACAAGGGUGGCGGAGUGGCGAUACCUCCCCCGGCCAAUCUACAAGGCAUGCCACCUCGACCCGGACCCCCUCAACCGGGCCCCCCUGGCCCCAUGCUUGGGCCACCUAGCAUGCCCCCUGGAAUGGGCCCUCCAAUGAUGAUGGGGCCCCCUGGCCCCAUGCCGCCCAUGAUGGGUAUGCGACCACCAAUGAUGGGCCCUAUGCCGGUACCAAUGGGACCUAUGGGACCCAUGGGACCUGGGCCAAUGAGACCUCCGUUACUCGGUCCAAUGCCUCCACAGGGUGUUAAAAAAUAGUGAACUGUAUUGUCAUUCUACCCAAAUACUGAUAUAUUUUGAUAAUAUAGUUUUCUCUUUCGAAUGACGCUCAUUUUAUCGAAACUUAUUCUAGGAAAUGAGUGUUUCUAUCAAGGUUUGAAAUUAAAUUAUUCAAUUCUACUAUGAAUCAUAAUCCAAGUUCAAUACUCGACGUUGUGUUACAAUAACUAUUAAAGUUCAAUACCGGCUAUUUUGUGUGUUUCAUGAGUGGUAGCCAUGUGACAAAAAUUUUAUAAAAAAGUGAUACUUUGAACUGAUGUUUUUUAUCAAUGUUUAUUCCCAAUUAAUAAUGAUAUCAAACUGUCAUAUUACUGAAGUAGAAUGAUAAGUGUUCCAUAGCAUACUAUUAACAUUCUAUACCAGUUGCUGUUUUUCAUAUUGUAAGAAUUAUUAAAAUUAGUCAUAAAUUUAUUUAUAAAAUGUC
Nilaparvata lugens (brown planthopper) is the source of this 1351-nucleotide messenger RNA. It is a transcript of the gene snRNP-U1-C, whose product is annotated as U1 small nuclear ribonucleoprotein C. Gene Ontology annotation, biological process: spliceosomal snRNP assembly; mRNA splicing, via spliceosome; mRNA 5'-splice site recognition. NCBI's taxonomy places the organism in Eukaryota, Metazoa, Arthropoda, Insecta, Hemiptera, Delphacidae. The record is from RefSeq and is a predicted model, not a curated record. The transcript has 2 exons. Gene Ontology annotation, cellular component: U1 snRNP; nucleus. The coding region runs from base 400 to 906 and encodes 168 amino acids. Gene Ontology annotation, molecular function: zinc ion binding; pre-mRNA 5'-splice site binding.